This is a messenger RNA of Nasonia vitripennis (jewel wasp), 1617 nucleotides long. RefSeq names its product fibrous sheath-interacting protein 2. The transcript has 6 exons. Lineage: Eukaryota; Metazoa; Arthropoda; Insecta; Hymenoptera; Pteromalidae. The record is from RefSeq and is a predicted model, not a curated record. Bases 21 to 1265 code for a protein of 414 amino acids.
AAUCUUCUCCGAGUUAUCGAAUGGAUAAGUACCUUGAGUCGAUAAUUCCGAAUAAAGUUUCCACUUGUGGAGCCGAUCUUCUACUGUAUUCUCUCUCGAAGCACUUCAGGUCGUUCAAGUCGUUCAAAAUUAUUGGUUAUUACUGUUUGCACAAAAACCGCGCGAAAAUGCAAUGCGCCGACAGAACCACGACGCUCAAUCUACUAGCCAUCAAAAAAUCACCAUACCUCGACUCACUGAGGUCGUCGAUCCCGAGGCUACCGGUGGAAUUGGCAGCUGAGCCGGAUUUGCCAAGGUGGAAACAACUUCCUUUGGAAUCGAAGAUACCUCUCGACGGUGUGCCUCUGUUGGCACGUCGCAAACUCGGCGAGGCUCUGAGGCUCGAUCCUCCACAGUUCGAUACCAGUGACCCGUACAAUUACGAGGUGCGACUGGACUACGAGGGACUGCACGAUCCACAUCUCACCAGAUUUUUCGGAGAAUCGGAGCAUCUUCGUGAGGCUAUUGUCAAGACGGGGCUGGUGUCUCCGCGACUCGACGUCAAGUGCAGUUUAAAAGACUACAACGCCUAUCGGAGCUACCUUCGGACGAUGCAAGCCAAGCUGAUGAGACUGGAGCUUGAGAAGAGGGACGAAAUGCACAGAGAAAAAUUCAUCCUGGACAUCGCCGAAAGACAGGCGGCCAAGAUUAUUGAAAAGCUGAAAAAGGACGAAACGAGGAACGCUCUACUGAAGGAGCUCAAACUGAAGGAAGAAAUCAAGCUUCGAAGGAUCAAACAGAAGCACAAAGAGCUUGACGACAGACUCGAAGCUUUGACCCUGUCUCGAUGGAAGACGUGCGAGAGGAAAAAGCUCGAGUCAACACUGAAGCGAGAAAGCUUUGGCAGAAAACGCGCAGCCAUGGCAAAAAGAGAACAGCAGACCCUACUGAACACGUUGAAAGAGUGGCACGAACGCGAUCGAAGACUCAAGAAAAAUCUUGAGACCAACUCGGUGAUGAGACGCCAGGCGAAGCUCAACGAGGCGUUGAACAGGUUCGAAAAGAAGAAACUGUCACAAGAGGAAACGCUGGAGAGGGAGAAGCUCUUGAAGGACUGUGCCGUGAAGCUCAAGGAAGGUUUUUUGGAAAGCUACGAGGAGAGGAUGAACAGAGACAGGAGGAAAAUGCAAGAACUUCUCGAUGAAAAGAAGAAGAAGAUAGUGCGGAAGAUUAAACGAAGGGCCAGAAGGAGGAAAUCGAGCAGCUGUCUGUGCCGGGUGAAUUGAGCCAACGCUUGAUGUCUGUAACUUCGUUUAUUUUUAUUUUAUGCCCUCGACAGGAUCUACACCAUUGUACACAUUUUGUAAGCAGUUUUCAGUUAUUUAUUUAUCAUAUAACGACGAGUAUUGAAAUUCGUAGGACAAGUAACAACGUUUAUUCAUUUUAUUUUCUUUUUUUUUUUUUGCCAAACUUAACAAAUUGUUCGCCUUCGUCGUUCAUCGAGGUAAAUGCCUCGUACACCUGCGUUUAUUAAAAAAUCAUAAUUGCACGACAUUUGUCACGAUAUACACAACCACGUUAGUUACAUCUUAUUAUUGUUAGCCUCGCACGCUGUACAAAAUAAAAACUUUACAUCUA